Culicoides brevitarsis is the source of this 3353-nucleotide messenger RNA. RefSeq lists its product as uncharacterized. Gene Ontology annotation, molecular function: endonuclease activity; ubiquitin binding. The record is from RefSeq and is a predicted model, not a curated record. The transcript is spliced from 3 exons. Gene Ontology annotation, cellular component: nucleus. The coding region runs from base 70 to 3066 and encodes 998 amino acids. NCBI's taxonomy places the organism in Eukaryota, Metazoa, Arthropoda, Insecta, Diptera, Ceratopogonidae.
ACAAAGCACUUUCAGACCCUUUCAACGCCCCUUUUGGACCUUUUCUGCGUGUCAAAUUCCAAAUUAACGAUGGAGGAAGCAGCUUCGGCGGCGUCACAACCCUCGAGUCACGUGUACGACACGCUCGUCGACCUGUUUGGCGCAAAAAGUAAGGAUAAAAUCGACAAAGCGAUCGAGCUGACAAAACAAAGCGGCAACGUUCAACUCGAAACUGCGAUAGAGAUCAUGUUUGAGCUGCUAAAUCAGGAAACGGGCAGCGAAGAGAAGCGAGUUCAGGCAAUACCUCCGCAAAAACCGUCCAGAAGCAAUAUUCAAACGGGGACCAAGAAGAAAACUCCGAAUUAUAGCUUAACGAGUCAAGUGAUUGCGUCACGAGAAACACGAGAGCCACAAAUUCCGUCGCUUAUGGAUGUCUCUCAGAUCGAAAUGAGCGCGAAAUUCCUGCCUGACGAAUACAAAAAUGCUUGUGAUAUGAUCGAAAAGGGUUACAAAGUGAUGAUUUUGAUGCGAGGACUUCCCGGAAGCGGGAAAUCGUUCCUCGCGAAACAGAUCGUACAAAACUUCAAUUUUGACCCGAGAAAUCACAUUUUCAGCGCAGACGACUACUUUAUCAACGUAAAUGGCGAAUAUGUGUAUGACCAAACGAAACUAACGGAAGCCCAUGAAUUCACCCAAAACAAUGCCAUCCGAAAAUUACGCGAAUCUUGGAGUCCCGUCAUCAUCGACAACACAAAUAUCAAACUUUGGAACAUGUUUCCGUACAUAAGACUCGGCGUGCAAUAUCGUUACAAGAUAAUAAUCAUGGAGCCCGCGACUCCAUGGGCAACUACUCCGAAAACGCUGACGUCGAAGAACCAACAUAACGUACCAAAGGAGCGAAUUCGUCAAAUGAUGGACAAUUACGAGAAAACGAACGUCACGAAACUGCUUCAUACACUAAAUUUACACGAAAUUUACAUUUCGACACCCACCGAAUUUCGUCAUUAUCCGCCUUUUACGCGAAAAUUCAUCGAAAAUCAUCGAGAAGCGUUCCCUGAGUUGAUACCUUCAGCAGAAAUACCCAAACCGAGACGAGAAAUUUUCGACCAAAAACCGAAUUCGAGUCAAGAACCGACGGAAUGUGAUUCAAUUCAAGUCAAUUCUGACACAAUUGAUUGGCAAUCGUAUGAACAAGACAAUUUUUGGAGUAAAAUGGAAAGUCCUGGGUCGCCUGAACAUCAAAGAAAGAAAAAUUUCGAAAAAAUUUCAUCGCCUGUGGAUGUUGUUCCAAAACCGAAACGAGAAACAGCGAAAAAUUUCAGUCUACUUGACUCUUUGCAAGAAAUGGCGCGCGAGGAACGCACAAAAUUCCAAACGGAACAACAAAAAAAGGAACUUUUAGAGAAACAAUCUGUGCCGGAAUUGAUUCGUCAACAGGAAGACUUGCAAAAAGAACUCGUGAAGCACAAAAAAGAGUGUCGGAAUGAGAAUAAAAUGUUUCGGGAGAUUCGACAAAUGUUUCCAGCUGUCGGAAUAAGCUAUUUAUGGGAUUUAUUCGUGAAAUGCAAAGGAGAUCCCGAUUGGGCGAUCGAAAUUUUGAUCAACGAUCCAAAAGUCAAUUCAUAUCAAGACCCUUCGAACGCUGAGGAGGAUUUUGAAUGCGAGGCAUGUGAUACAAUUUCGAAGCCUUUUUUGGCGCCAUCUAAGCCACAAACGCCCCCUAUUUUGACAGAAGUGAAGGAAAAACGCACAAAAAAGGUCGAACCCGAAGAACAGGAGAAGCUCAAAAAGUUAAUUGAGGAAUCUUUUGUCAUUGGAGAUGAACAUUACAGUUCGCAUACACGUAAAAUCCGUAAUUUCAAACAUGGGAUUGUUCCUUCGGCUAAUUUGGAUGUCAUGGAGUUCGAUGAAGAGACUUCGAGUGAUCCUGAUCCGAAUCAAGACGAAGAGGAAGUUGUCGAAAUCGAUCUUGGACUGACUUUUGUGCAGAAAUUGGAGGAAUUGUACGGUACAAACGUGUUUAAAGUCGAAAAUGAGUCACUUUUAUUGGGAGAUUUGAAGUUAAAAACGAAUAUUUUUCUCACAAAAGGCUUGGGACAGCAACUUUACGCGCUGUGGUGCGAAAGUGUUCAUAACCAACUCGAAGAACAUCGUUUAAAGAUCGCGCGUGAAGAUUUAGAACUCGCUCGUCAAUUGGAUGCUCGUGAAAAGUACCCCGGAAUGUUUCGCGAGGAACCGCCAAAGACCUUUCAGGACAUCAUCGAGAUCGAAAAGGCGCUCAACGAGUACAAACAAGACAUAUCAAAGUGGAAAAACACUCUCCCUGACACGAUUGCUUAUAAUUUAGCCAAAGACAAGUUACUCGCGCUCUUUCCGAACAUCGAUCGUGAAGUUGCCAUCGAGAUUCUCGCGGCGCACAAAAAUAAUUUGGACGAAACCAUCAACGUUCUCAAGAAUACCCUCAAAAAUGACGUCAACGAGCAAGAUUUGGAGAAACGCGGCAAAGAACUCUUCGCCCAAGCCCAACAAGAAAUCGACAAACUCUCAUCUGCCGACGAAUUUUCGAAACUUUCGCCCGAAGACACGAAACGAGCCGCUCUGAAGGAGUUCGAAGAAGCUCGAAAUAUCGCCAUGCAUCAUGCGCAACUCAAAGCUGAAUGUGUUGCCAAAGCACGAACUGCCAUUCAACGCAAUGAACACGGCGUCGCCUUCUAUUACACGCAAAUUAGCGAACUGCACAAGAAUAAAAUCGAUUUUUACAACAAUCGGGCGGCAAAUUGUUUGGUAGAAGUGCACAACGUUAGUCAAAACAGCGAAAAUAUGUUGGAUUUGCACUAUUUACAUUCAUCAGAAGCCAUUCAAUGUUUGGAUUUAUUCCUCGACAAGCAGAUACAAAAGUUAAUUUCCAUCCAGAAGACAUACGCGCAUGUCUAUGUGAUCACAGGACGAGGCAAAAACAGCGUAAACGGAAUUCCUGCCAUCAAAAUUCGCGUCAAAAGUCGCUUGAGGGAACGAGACUUGAAAUUUUCGGAAGUCAAUCCGGGCUUGUUGAAGGUUAAAGUGUUCCAUAAUUCGAUGUUUGCCUAAAAAAUGAAGAAAAAAGAGAAAAUUAGAGUAAAAGAGUCACAAGUGCAAUUAAGAAAAAUUAUUUUUGAGGUCAAAACUCUUUUUUUAUCUCUUAGAUUGUUAUUUUUUUUUAUUUUUCCCGUAUCAUUCACACAAAUUGUGUAAAAAAAAACCAAUUCCAUGAUUUAUUAUUAUUAUUUUUUUUAUUAGACCCUUAUUAGAUGUUAGUUAGUAUGAAUAGUAGUUAGUACUAUAAAUAGAAAACAUUCAAUAUGAUUGUAAAUCAAAACAAAAAGGAAUUCAAAUUA